CUUUUUGAGUGUUGCUGACGAGGCGCUGAUAACUAGGAGUAUUGUGGAAGUAACUUUAGCUAGCUGACGUUUACACAAUUUUAGAAAUGUCUAACGCAACACCCGUGACCAAGCCUUCAAACAAAGAAAACCCCCGUGUCUUCUUUGAUGUAGACAUUGGUGGUGAAAGAGUUGGCCGAAUCGUGUUCGAACUGUUUGCUGAUGUUGUCCCCAAAACCGCUGAAAACUUUCGAGCACUCUGUACUGGAGAGAAGGGAACUGGCAAAACCACAGGAAAACCACUCCAUUUCAAAGGAUGUCCUUUCCACAGGAUUAUCAAGCAGUUCAUGAUCCAGGGAGGAGAUUUCUCCAACCAGAACGGCACUGGAGGGGAGAGCAUCUAUGGGGAGAAGUUUGAAGAUGAGAACUUCCAUUACAAGCACGACAAAGAGGGCUUGCUGAGUAUGGCCAAUUCUGGACCCGCCACCAAUGGCUCCCAGUUCUUCAUCACCACUGUGCCCACUGCUCAUCUAGAUGGCAAACACGUUGUCUUUGGACAAGUCUUGAAGGGGUUAGGGCUGGUGAAAACACUGGAGGCCAUAGAGACUAACGAGGACACACCUCUCAAGCCCUGUGUAAUUGCCGAGUGUGGUGAGCAUAAACAUGGAGACAACUGGGGAGUAGCCCCAAACGACGGCUCAGGGGACACCCAUCCAGACUACCCAGAGGAUGCCGACGUUGAUUUAAAAGAUGUUGACAAAGUCCUAUGUGUUGCUGAGGAUAUUAAGAAUAUUGGGAACAACUUUUUCAAGAACCAAGACUGGCAGUCUGCAAUCAAGAAGUACUCCAAAGCUCUCAGGUAUCUGGCAGUUGCCGGUGAUGAGCAGGAGAUUGAGAAAGCCCAGGCGAAGCUGGAGCCCACUGCGGUGAGCUGCAUUCUCAACACCGCUGCCUGUAAACUGAAGAUGCAGCUCUGGCAGGAAGCCAUGGACAGCUGUGACGAGGCACUGGAGUUGAACCAGAAAAACACUAAAGCUCUGUUCAGGAGGGCCCAAGCCUGGCAGGGACUGAAGGAGUACAGUAAAGCCAUGAGUGAUCUGAAGAAAGCUCAAGAAAUAGCACCAGAGGACAAAGCGAUUGGAAACGAGAUGAAGAGAGUCCAGUUGAAAGUGAAGGAGGAAAAGGAGAAAGAGAAGCAAAUCUAUGCAAAAAUGUUUGCAUGAAGAUCAGACAAUCAUUUGAUAAAGUCCACUCGCCAAUAAUGAGUUAUUUCUGUAAGGCAGCUAGCUUCAAUCAGGUCCCAAUUGAAAACCACCAAAGUAUAAUAUUGGCUGUUGUUGAAAGUUAUUUGUGUGGCACACAAGGGUAGCUGAAAAUUAAGUAUGGAGGCAGCUUAACCCUGUCAGCAUUUUGUCUUGAGUAUUUCACUGUAUUCAUUUAUUUGGAGUGUUAUGUCAAUGAUACUCAUGUUUACAAAGAACUACUGUAAUAUCCCUUUGUCUGAAUGUUUAAGAUAAGCCAUAAAAUUGUGGUUGGUUAGUUAAGACUCAUUCUGGAAUUUGCCUACUCCACCUGUAUGCGGUGCAAUUAAAUUCUACCUGAACAUUCAA
Messenger RNA from Oncorhynchus nerka (sockeye salmon), 1589 nucleotides. RefSeq names its product peptidylprolyl isomerase D (gene ppid). Lineage: Eukaryota; Metazoa; Chordata; Actinopteri; Salmoniformes; Salmonidae. The coding region runs from base 87 to 1202 and encodes 371 amino acids. Gene Ontology annotation, molecular function: peptidyl-prolyl cis-trans isomerase activity; protein binding. The record is from RefSeq and is a predicted model, not a curated record. The transcript is spliced from 10 exons. Gene Ontology annotation, biological process: protein peptidyl-prolyl isomerization; protein folding.